Messenger RNA from Paramecium octaurelia, 312 nucleotides. NCBI's taxonomy places the organism in Eukaryota, Ciliophora, Oligohymenophorea, Peniculida, Parameciidae. The record is from the annotation of a GenBank genome assembly.
AUGGAAGCAUCUACUAAGUAAGUUGAUACCUCAAUUUUUGAUACUUCAUUAUUACCUAAGAACAAGAACUCAGAGUUUAGUGAAAUACUAAAAUUCAUAGUAUUAAAUUCCUAAUUAAGAAUUAUAGAGUCAAAUUACUAAUCCUUAACAAUAGUAGAAUUUAAUUAUAAAGAACUUAACCAGCAACAAUUGAAAAUGGACCUUUCAAAUAAAAAUAUAGAAUUUGUUCAAAACGCUCUCCUUGAAAAAUAAAGAGAAACACAUUAUUAACAAAUUAGAGAGUUUGCUCACAUAAAUGGUUCAUCAGAAUGA